Molecule: messenger RNA, 1869 nt
Organism: Anolis sagrei ordinatus
Lineage: Eukaryota; Metazoa; Chordata; Lepidosauria; Squamata; Anolidae
Source: RefSeq, a predicted model, not a curated record
CCGGAACUGAGACUAAAGGCGCCUCUAGCCCAGCGAAAUCUAUCGUCUUGUUCCUCCAAGUGGAAGGAAAUGAAGUAAGGAAAGGAUUUGGAGGGAAGAGAGCUCUUCUUCCGGGAAAUGGAGGCCUCUGGGGAGCCCCCCAAGGCAUCUCAGAGAUCCUCUCCAGAGGCAGAUGUACCCGAGAGCUUGGAGCCGGGAGCACCUCCAGCCCAACCGUUGAAGUUGUCUUCCGCCCAGCCGGAAACAAGCAAGAGAUCUCGCCAAUCGGGCAAUCUCUGCUUCACGGGUGAGAAGUGUUUGUUUGGCUCUGAGUGUCCCUGGCAGCACAAUCUCGAGAAGUACAUUGCCACCAAGCCGCCGGACAUUGGAGACUGCUGCAUUCUCUUCUCGCUGUUCGGCAAGUGCCGAUUUGGGAUCGCCUGCCGCUUCGGUGGGGCCCACUCGGGACAGGACUGCCAGAACCCGGUCAGCAAAGAACUGUGCGCCGUGAAGCCGGACGUGAAGAACCAGCAUAUAGAUAAGGUCACUGCAAAGCCGGUGGUGUUUUACAAGUCCACGGACUACCUCAAAUGCCUCCGCAAGGUUGAAACGGCGAUGGGGAUACCCGAUCUUGAUUUCACAUCCGAUUCACUAUCAGAAAUUCCCCCGGUAAUGCCCUGCGAGAGUUCUCAGAAAACAGUCGGUGUCCUGACUGAUGAGGACCUUAUAAGGCUGAGGCCCUGCGAGAAAAAAAAGCUUGAUGUUCUUGGGAAGCUUUAUUUAUCCCCUUUAGGAGAGUGGGGCAACGUCCCUUUCCGGAGGAUUUGCAAGCGGUUCGGAGCAGACAUCACCUGCAGCAGUCUUCCUCAAAAGGUGUUCAGGUGGAACCUGGCGACAAUGAGAGAAUCCUUCCACCGCCAUGAAUCAGAAGACUUUUUUGGCCUCCAGUUAGGAGUAUCAUCAGCUCCACACCGCAUGAUCAAAUGCUCAGAAUACUUCAAUGACCGGAUCCAAGUGGAUUUCUUGGAGAUUAACGAUGGAGAUCUGCACACGGGCAGAGGAUGUGACUUAAUGUUGGAUCCCAUCAAAUUUGAACAGAUUGUCCGUGGCAUGGACUACGUGUCGAAUGUUCCUAUCACAGUGAAACUGAGGAGCGGCAUAUCCGCACAGAAGAAUCUGGCUCACACCCUCAUCCCCAAACUCCAUCAUUGGGGAGCCGCUAUGGUCACGCUUCACGGACGGCCAAAAGAAAUCCCAAUGAGUGAGCCAGCAGACUGGAACUACAUAUCACACUGUGCCCAGAUUGCCAGACCGAUGCCUCUUUUUGGGAAUGGAGAUAUUUUCUCCUUUGAAGAUGUCAUAAAAGCCAAGGAAACUGGCAUUUCGGGGGUCACGAUUGCAAGGGCCGCCUUGGUGAAGCCGUGGAUCUUCACCGAAAUCAAAGAGAUGCGGCACUGGGACAUCUCCGCUCGGGAACGGCUGGACAUGCUCAAAGACUUCACGGCCUAUGGUUUGGAGUACUGGGGAACCGACACGAACGGCGUGGAGAAAACCCGGGCCGCCCUCUUGCAAUGGCUGUAUUACCUCUGCAGCUACAUUCCCGUUGGGUUACGAGAGCACUUCCCUCCACAAUCCGGCGACGAACACCCUUUGUAUUUGUCCGGAGACUACUUGGAAGUCUUACUGUCAAGCCAAAAGGUGACGGAUAUGGUGAAGAUCAGCGAGAUGUUUUUGGGUCCAGUCUCACCUGGCUUCACCUUCCCGUUGGAACACGAUGAGAACGGCUACGUGCUGUAGUGGAAGAGGGAAGCAAACCGUUUGAAAGUACUACAAAUGUACAUGUCGCAAUUAUUUUCAUUCUCGUCGUUAAUUAAAAUUUAAUCUUGUGUA